CCAAUCCGUUCAAAGAGGAUUCAAGUAUCCGAAGAAGCAUAAUGUCAUUUGCGAUGCUUAGGGCUCGAGCAUCGGCCGGAGUGGCCCUCCGCUGCUGCGAAGCUGCCGCUUCAGUGGCGGCGUUGUCCUUGGUGAGGAGAGCCUUUGCUUCGCUCGCUAAUGGCACCGAUAUCGUCUCCGCUGCUCCGGGCGCAUCCCUCCAGAAGGCCCGCAGCUGGGACGAAGGCGUUUCCUCCAACUUCUCCACCACUCCCCUCAAGGAAAUCUUCGAAGGAAGGAAGGUGGUCGUUUUUGGAUUACCUGGAGCUUAUACUGGUGUCUGCUCUCAACAACAUGUUCCUAGCUACAAGAAUAACAUCGAAAAUUUUAAAGCUAAAGGAAUUGAUUCUGUUAUUUGUGUUGCUGUUAAUGAUCCAUAUGCUUUGAAUGGGUGGGCAGAAAAACUUCAGGCCAAGGAAGCGAUUGACUUUUAUGGUGACUUCGAUGGAAACUUUCAUAAGAGCUUGGAAUUGGAUGUGGAUCUAUCUGGUGCUUUGUUGGGGCGCCGUUCUCAUAGGUGGUCUGCAUAUAUAGUAAACGGCAAAGUUCAGGCUCUCAAUGUUGAGAAAAAGCCUUCAGAUUUUGAAGUGUCUGCUGCAGAGGUGAUUUUGGGACAGAUCUAAUUUGAUCAUGCACCUGCAGAACAUGGGCAUUUCCCUGGUCAUGUUUUUAUUACACAAUGCUAAAUUUUCUUAAAAAUAAAUACAUCAUCUUCAUGCA
Molecule: messenger RNA, 759 nt
Organism: Phalaenopsis equestris
Lineage: Eukaryota; Viridiplantae; Streptophyta; Magnoliopsida; Asparagales; Orchidaceae
Product: peroxiredoxin-2F, mitochondrial
Exons: 5
Coding region: 42-662 (206 amino acids)
Biological process (GO): cellular response to oxidative stress; hydrogen peroxide catabolic process; cell redox homeostasis
Cellular component (GO): mitochondrion; cytoplasm
Molecular function (GO): thioredoxin peroxidase activity
Source: RefSeq, a predicted model, not a curated record